UCAAAAAUCCUAUUUCUAUAUAUUCUUUGCAGACUGCAGUUGAGGGUGGUGAAAAUUUUUUCAACCAAUCGAAUUUCGAUAAAAUUCGACUGAACAAGUUUCUACCGAGUUGAUAGCACGGAUUACUAAUGCUGCCACUACGGAUAUAAAACCUUCGGUGUAGUGCAAUCGAUUUGAACGAAAAUAACCCAGUGUACGAAUCAAGCAAUGAAAAUUCCAUUAGUGUUAAAAUUUUGCCCUGAAAGGAAGGGAUUUGUCAAAAGAUGCGAAAACACCAACAGCAGCAAUCUUCUGCGAGGCGGACUGUUUCUGUUGCUUGUGCUAGUGGUCGUGGUCCAGGCGGCAACCGGUGGUGCUGAUCCGUAUAAAAUUCUAGGAUUGGAGAGACAUGCUACCCUGCAGGACAUACGGAGGGCUUACAAACAGCUAGCAAAGGAAUGGCAUCCGGACAAAUCUGAUCAUCCAGAGGCCGAGACUAAAUUCGUUGAGAUUAAGCAAGCCUAUGAAUUGCUGUCGGAUACAGAGCGCCGAAGAGCAUAUGACCUUCAUGGAAUAACCAAUGAAGAUGCCUAUCUGUACAAGGAACGACCGGACUACAGCAACUACGGUCGCUUUCCGGAUCCUUUCGAGCAAUUUUUCGGACAUAAUUUUAAUUUCCACGAUCAAGACAUUAGUCUUUUUCACAAGUUGUCAAUAACGUCGAAAUACUACGAAACUAAUAUCGUCCCGAAGAGUCAUCACACGCCACAGAUUUUGAUGUUUUAUUCGGAUUGGUGCUUCUCUUGUAUGAAGGCCGCCAAUUCAUUCAAAAAAAUGAUCGAUACACUGGAACCAUUCGGGGUGACGUUUGCCACAAUAAACGCUGGUCACGAGAAUCAACUGGUGAGAAAAGUUGGCGUUCAUUCGUUGCCAUGCGUGAUAAUGGUUUUGGAUGGACACAAUUACGUGUACAAAGAAAGUGUAUACAACACUCAACGAGUAGUGGAAUUCAUUAGACAGAAGCUUCCUUACAAACUGCUUCCAGCAGUUGACGACGGAUCGAUAGACACCUUUCUGAAAGGUUGGGCCGAUAACCGAGUCCGUGCACUGGUCAUGGAACCGAGAGUACAACCGAGGCUGCGUUAUCUUAUUACUGCGUUUCAUUUUCGGGAACGUGUGGCAUUUGGAUUCGUCCAAUUGAACUCGGAAAAGACGAAACAGAUUCAAGAGCGUUACAAAGUUCAUCCCUCACUUGACACGCUGCUCAUAUUCAACGAGGACUCGAGCCGCCCGGUCGCUUCUAUCUCGAUGUCAGACAUUCCAACACCAACAUUGAACAAUAUCAUCUCAGUCAAUCAGUAUUUAGCACUACCGCGGUUGUCCUCUCAGGCGAUGUUGGAAGGAGUUUGUCCGGCGGAAUGGAAUCGCCCACGGAAACGGCUAUGUGUGGUUCUGGUCACCGAAAACACUGCCACCCAUGAUGAGGCCCGACAGGCGAUGCGUCGGAUAGCUCUGGCGUCCAGUUACAGUCCGGAGCGGGUUAGAUUCGCCUAUAUCUAUCAGGAAAAGCAAACCGAAUUCAUCAGUGCUUUGGCACAGCACGGAAAGCUGCAGGAAACCAUUCUAAGAGUGGUGAUCAUCUGGCGACGAGAUACCAAACACAUCAAGUACGAGUGGAUUCACGAGGCGACACUGCAGGAGACAGUGGAUAAGAGCGUCGAAAACGAAACAAACGAGAUUCAUUUCAACAACACUAAGCAAAAAUUGGACAGUGCGAUUCAACGGUUGCUGCGGUCAUCGGAAGCAUUGAGCUACGAGGCUGAGGUGAAAGAUCUGCUGGACGAACACGCCCAAGGAUUGGUUAUCCGCAUACUGAAUAAAGUACUACUGGCAUUUGAGUACAUGACGGAUAAUUUGGGCCAGGAACACAUUCUGCCGGCACUUUCUGUCCUGGGAACGGUUGCAUUCAUUUUGGCAGCAGGUUAUCUAAUGUCCUAUUUAGUACGUAUAGAGGAGGAAAAUAUCCAGAAGAAACAGAACGCCAGUUCUGAUACUAAAAAUGGUAAAUUGACGAACUAUGUUCCGGAACUGCGUCUUCACGAGCUGCGAGCGGAGAAAUACAACGGCUUGGUGCGUUUGCUGAAACCCGGCUGUCGAACCAUUGUCCUGCUGACGGAUCUGCAGUCUCGCAACAAACUGAUUCCAGCUUUUCAUAAAGCCGUCUGGCCGUACCGAAAUAUCGAUUCCGAUUCUAGAAAUAAAACGCUCAUGUUUGCCCACAUGCUGAUCGAGAAGGGCAUCGGAUGGUAUGCGGAGUUGUUGCGCCUUUCCCUGUCGGAGUCCCGCGAGAUGAAGAUCAAUCCACGGAACUGCGUCGGGACGGUGAUUGCGCUGAAUGGCCAUCGGAAGUAUUUCUGCAUGUACCAUGCAAAGCAUCCGGAGUCGAAUCGUGGUGCAAAGCGCAUGAUGAAAAUGACCAGGCAGCUAAGCUCGCUGCCAACCGAUCCGGAAGCCGGUGCCUUCCUCGGAAUGGAAAGUUCCGACUCAGAGUGCAGCACCUCCGAUGUGUCGGAGCCGAAAAUUCUGCUGGAAGAAAAUUUGCUCGAUGGGCUGCCAAACUGGUUAGAUCGGUUGUUCGAAGGUACCACCCAUCGGUACUACAUCAACUACUGGCCCGACUUCACCUCGAAGUGAACCCGAGAGUGAAUCCACUCACACUCAGACACUGUUCUAAAUUUAUUUGUUUAGAAGUUUGUUAAAGCCAAAGACCAGAAUUAACUAGUAAUAUGAAAAGGGAGAGAGGGAUGCUUUUCCGUGCGCGGCUUCGCUGCUCCUUCCGCCCUUGAUGACGACACUUGUUCUGAGAUCUAUCGAAAGACACGGGGAUAACACCGAUUUGUUCAGUUUUAGUUUUCUAUUGCCUGGAUUGUUUCAUUGCAGCUGAUUCUAUUUCUAAGCAGUUUUUAGUUAGAUAAGAUAUGAUUGUUAUCGAAUUAGGUAAUUUAUACUCCCGACAUCAUCAUCAUGAAAGGUUCAUCAAUUUUUUCCUAAGCGUGCAGAAAAGUUCACAAAUAGGUGGUAGACAUCACAGUUUCUUCAUCGAUCACGCGCAAGAAAUGCUGUUCCUUAUUUUUUGUUAAGAAAAACUUCUCAUUUGAAGAACCGGCAUUAUGAUCUAAAAGUUUAUUUAACAAUCAUCAUACUUGGACAUGGGUAUUUGGAAUGUACACGCAGUGGGUUUAGGUAAAUUAAUUGACUCCUUUGUUCUAGUCUAGCUUUGAGCAAACCGAUCAGUACGAAUAAACCUAGGCAAAUGUGGUGACUGUCGCCCGCCAGUAUAAUAUUCUUCAAUGAUAUAAUCCUAGUCUGCUGGUGCAAGAAAAAAACUAUUUUCAAGCAAUAUUUUCAGCGAAAUAAUUAUGGCCCGUUAGGCACCUCACUCUUUCGGGAAUUUAUUAGGGGAAGGUAAGGAAUUUCGAACCACUACGUUGAUUCUGAUUGGUAUUUUAACUCAAAACAAUAAUUUUUUCUCCAAUUCUCGAGCAAUGGAAAUCAAACUAGAAGCAAAAUGCCACGUUUUAGUAGUUGCCGUAUUUCAUUCGUAUUCCUAAUAACGCUAGCAAAAUCAAAGGUAGCUAGGAUUCGACCGAACCAUAUUCGAUCGAAAAACCAAUACGUCGUUAUUCAGAAUAAGGGCGAUUAUUUGAUUGGAAAUAUUUCUAAGAUUCGAUUUGAAUGUAUCAAGCCACGUAUUUUCAAUUAUAAAUGAUUGAAAUUUUGAUUAGUAGCGAGCAGUUUCAUAUUUUGUCUGCUAAAAAUCUCCGACAUAUCGGAUUUCCCUGCCAUAGACGAUGGUUUUGAAGGAGUAAGCGAUAUAUCAAAGGGAAAGCAUCGCUCUCCCUUGGUCAAUCGAUGCAAAAGCGAAGCUGUUUGAAGCACGCGAAUCUUUGAAUAGAAGCGAAAUUAUAGCUAUUGUUUCAGUCCUACGCGUAGCAUGCUAGAGGUAGGUUGUUGCUAGACAGCAAGACAAACACUGCCAUAAAACGAUUUGAAGCUUUAAUUGGUAUGAUCUGAUCUAAUGUCAUGCAAGCUCGGAUGAAAAUCCAUGUAUCGUCGUUGUGCCUGAGGAAUUAACAGCUACCCCACGGUAAAUUUUGAGUGCUUAAAAUUAAUUUAUAAUUUAUAUAAGAUGAACUCGAUUUAUAAUAAGAAAAAGUUUAUCGCUUCAACCGAAAUCGCAGAAUGGUAGAGAAACUUAAGGAUCAACAGUAAACCAAGUUAACUUGUGUUGGUAAUUUGUGUAUUAUGAACAUUUUAUUUGGUACGUAUGCCAUAGAUCUGUGUAUUCAUAUAUGCAGUGCACCGAGUUUAUCAAAUUGGAUUGCACGAUUGAGAUUCAAACAAUCUUUUUUCACAAUAAUUUAUUCUCAAAUGAAUGUUAAGCAUGACAUCUUGAAUGAAAUAUCAGUUUUGAUCAAUUUUUCACCAACGUUUGAUGGAAAAUUGCUUACAUUUUAUGAAUGUAGAUUUUAAUUCCGUAAUGAAACAGAUAGCAACACUGCUUCAAUGCAUUUGUAUUAGAUUGCACGACACAAAAUGAACAAAACUAAAUAUUUUCUGUUACAAAAGCAGUUUGCCGGAAAAAUAAAUAGUUUUACGACAACAUUCCAUAUCCAUUGCCUUUCGCGUGUUAAAUUCAAGGUUCCUUUUUUGCCGGAUUACUAAUAGAAGGUACGUAAAUCUUUAUACCGCAAUAAUUUCUGCAAGAGGAAAUCCAUAUAGGAAUGUGUUUGUUGCUAAUCAAAUGUGUCAGUGGAAGUAAGCUGAAACUGAAAUAAUUUUUCUCGAGCAGUUUUAAGGAAAAUUUUCGCUUUUCUUGAAUUGCAAUUUUAGGCAGUAUGAACCGAUUGGUUUAUUUUUCAACCAUAUGGAAAAUUUAUUGAGCAAAAUAAGGAAAAGAAGCGCCGAAAUUUGUUUUUACGCACACAUUGUUGGCAUUACUCAUACGCUUGCAAAGAGUCUUGUUCCUUAACGCUAUAAAAAUAACUGCUUGCAUACAAAACUUGAACACAAGCUUGGCGAAGAGAAGCUUAAAUAUCGAAAUCCGUAUCGCAAGUAUGUACAAAGAUUUAAUUGCAUACAUUUGGGAUAUUGGUGUAAUUUCGUCGGCUAUAAAACAAUUACAAAUCAAGACAAACGAUGUUCGGUGUUGGUUCCUAAUCAAGAUCAAUCUAAGCAGACUCUCGUGCAAAAGCGGAUUCAAAAGUGUGACGAUUGAUUGAAUUGUUUUAUUGGAGAUCAUUAGAAAUUUUGGUUGCCUUGUUCCACAUCAAUGGCUUGAACAACCCCAUGGGGCUGAUCCUUGUAGAGACAGCAAUUUUUGACAAGAAAUUCGAGUAUUUUUGUAACAAAUUCGUUCAGAUUGAUUAGUGCACACUGAGGUUUUUAUGUGUUUUUUCACGCAGCUUUUUUUACGCGGAUUUCCGAAGUUAAACGGUUUUCUUGUUUUCUAAGACAUGAAACAUGCAUGAAACGUCGAGAUCUGGUGUUAUCCCGAAAUUUUUUUAAGUCAACCUUCUGACACUUCAUGCAUUUGGCAUCAAAAAAAAAUUCGAUUUCAGAAAGCUCAAAAUUUUUCUAAGUUCCAAAGACGAAUUUUUUCAAAUUUUUUUUUCGAGUUUAUACCAGAUCUGGACGUUUCAUGCGUAUCUAAGACAUUUGGCUUCAAAAAAAUUUGUUUCGAUAUUGCGGUAUUUUUCUACGCGUAGGCCCGAAAUCGAUUUUUUCCAAAAAAAAUUUGUGGGUUAUACCAGACCUGGACGUUUCAUGCAUUUCUAGGAUAUUUGGCACCAAAAAAAUCUUUAGUUUUGCGGUUUUUUAUGCGGACUCCAAAGUUACGCGGUUUUUUAUACACGAUGUUACGCAUUUUUUUUGCAAUAUUUUUUUACGUAUUCCCCGCGUAAAAAGAAACUUCAUUGUAGUUUACAAAGGUGUGCUUCAGCGCUUACAUCGCAUAUUCGACAACAUUCCCGGAACCGGAAGCAUCAGCUUCGAUACACUUUAACUUUAUCAUUGGCCACAGUCUGCGAAACUUUUUCGGAUAGAACAAAAUGCGAUUUGUCGGUUAACUCUGAAACCGAAAUGUGUUCGCUACGAACCUUGAAAACCUAUCAAAUAGCCCAAUAGUAGCGCCACAGUUUUGUUUUCAAAAUCAUUUUAGGCAUUUCUGAGAAAAUUUUGCUGAUAAAAGAAUCAUUUCAAAAAUUUUAUUAAUAUUUCAUCUCUAACUAGAAAUAUUUUAUUUAUUAAUUUUAAUUGGUUUGACGUAAAGUCGCCAUAACUCAACCAUAAGUUCAGUUUUUGAUAAUGACUGAGUGGUAACAUAUGAUGGAGAAGCUAAAUGAAUGAAAAACUUAACAGAAAAGAUGAUUUUUUGCAAAGGAUACGCCCAGAGACAGGACUCGACUGGCAUCAGUAGAGAAGGUGACAAGCGAUUAUAAAUACACUCUCCUACUCAGUGCUUGAGCGGAAAAUAGGUUCAAAGCGAGAAGACCAGUGUUUGAUGAACAGUGAAAAUGUUUGGAUGUAUGGUACCGGUCGUGAGACGACCAGGAUGUAGACCACGUUCGAUGUACUUUCUAUCAUGCCUAACCGUGUUUUGCAGCUGUAUUUAUCACAAGGUUCUGGGUGGCGAAAUGGUAGCGCGUAUGCACGGAAUGCAUAAGAACGCAGGUUCGAGUCCUGUUUCGAAGCGUAUUUUUUCCAAAAAAUCAUCUUUUCUGUAAAGUUUUUUAUUCAUUUCUCCAAUAUAUGUUUCAAUCAGUCUUUGUCAUAAACUAGUAAUAUUCGCCAUGACCCUUCCAAUCUUGAUCAGUAGCCUUAGAUUGUCGCAAUCCGUUGAGCGAUUUCCGAGUCAUUUCUUCGAAUAUAUCUUCGAAGAUAUCUUCGAAACCGAAUGGGUUAUCCAUUCACCCUCCAUGCUGGAUCAAUGAGCAUACGAACCUGAUAUUCUUGAAAUCAGUUCAGCCAUCGCUAUCUUUCUCCGCUAUUUGAUUUUUGUACUUGAUCACUUAUUUAAUAGUUGCUUUCAAACGAAUCUAAUUUGGUUGAAAUUUGUUUAACCACCUCAGAGAAAACUGUGAGUAUAGAAAAAGUGCUGCUUGUCGGUUACGUCAUUUCUACGAUUAGCUCCCUUAUUCUGUGAAUAACGACGUAUUGAUUUUGACGUGAAUACGUGAAUAGUCUCACUUUAAUAUGGAGCGCUUUUUUGAAGUUUCGCCCUGUGGAAAAAUGGGUAUAACUUAAUCGUGAAUAUCUCGAGUUUUACUAAACGCAACAACAUAAAUCUUUCUCCAUGCUAUCAGGAAUAUGGUCAGCAAUUUAUGAUACAAUUUUUAACAUUAUAAGAUAACCAUAAAUAACUCAAAAAUCUAGUUUUCUCAAACUUUGGUAAACAACGAGGAAAACUCAUCACGCUUGUUUGCCUUUCCCGUACCCGCGACGACAGUUUUGAGGUAGUUAACUGUACGAGCCUGUAGACAAGUUCAAGUAUGGACGGAACUGGACGUCUUGGGGAGGACCUUCCAAAAACAGCAGCAGCAACUGACCUUCUGCGUGGCUUAUGAACAGUCCCUGACGUGCAGUCGUCUUCAACCAGCAGCAGCAAUAACAUGUCACCAAUAAUUGCAUUCAGCUUUUGAAUACUGUAUCUGGAGUCGGGAACCGAUUUUCGGUUUGGAUUCUAGAGCUGCAUUCAGAACCUGGAUUCUGGUUCACCUGGUUUAGUUUUAGAUUUCAGAAUUUAGUUCCAGAUUACAGGAUUAAGGUUAAAGUUGGGAGGUUAAAUGAACGACAUAGUAAUAAUAAUAAAAAUAAUAAAGUUCAGGAUUUGAAACUACGACUCUGAAACUGAAUUCUGGAACUAGAUUCUAGACUAGAUUUUGGAACUGGAAUUAAGUCUUUGGUGAUUGCCGAUAAUUUGACAGAAGCUGCUCGAUAUUUUUCUAUAUUGUAUACAACAUUUUCAAUGCGGUAGAAGAUACUACAAGAGCUCGUGUCUCUCAAUGCAUGAACCGUGAGAGAAUUUUUCUACAUUUAUUCGUUCCACUUCAUACUCUGAAUAUUUCACAGCCUUUAAAAAGAAAUUACAGUCUGGUAAUGAUCGGUGCUGUGUGGAAUUUACCAAGAGAGAAUCGCAAGUUGACAAUUAUCGCGGAAAAUCGAAUCGAUGACUCGACUUUAUGAGUCUCAUACUAGGUUGCAAUAUUGCAAAAACCCUUGUGUGGAGCAUUCACAUACAUUUUCAUAGACACAACUUAUACAAAAAGGUUAAAAUGAUUCUAUCGCAAUUAUCCACUGCCAGUAUAGAAUCGGAUCGCGAAACGAGAAUAAGCGACCAUUUGUUGCUUCAGAGAGAAUCCCCACAACAGCGUGCUAACUCGUGAUGCUCAGACGGGUCAUCGAGAGAAAUUCGCUCUCCCACUGGUAUCUAUUCUAUGUUGAAUAAACCAUGCCGGUUUUUUGUUGCUGCGAUGAUAUUCGUCUCUCUUUGAUGACACUUAUUGAAUCGUGUGAAGAAUUGCUAGAGAGCGUUUUUUGAUACGAUAAAAGCCAUCCUUAAUUCUAAUUUUGAUUUUGGAUUUCUACUUCAGAAUUCAUGAACAAAAUUCAGAAUAUGAAUUUCAGAUCUACAUUCUGGAAUGACAUGUUAGAUCUGAACUCCGAAUUUAGAACUGACCUCAGAAUUAGAGUUCGAUUGCUAAGAUCAGUUUCAGAAUUUAUUUCCGUAAUCUCGUUUCUUUAAGCUGGAACUGAAUUCAGUUUUCUUUAUUAGGGACCAGAAGUUCAGAAUUCAGUUCUAAUUCGCAGUUCACGUCGUGCACCGUUCGCAGUGAUUUUCGCUUCAAACAAGGGAAAUUACAACAGCAUUCCGUUGCUGGUCGUUUGCAUAGAAGCAAAAUACACCGAAAAGUGAACAACGACGGAAAAAAAAUCUACAAAUCAGCUCUUCUAAGGGCUUUAUAUGUUUACAAAAGAACUAUAAAUAUGCAAAUUGGUAGUGAAAAACUAAUCAGUUUGUUGAGCCGUUCACAGUGCGAACUUCACUCCAAAUGAGUGCUAAUUAAACCAACAUUCUGCUGCUUUGCGAUCGAGAAAAAUGCAUUGUGUGUAUUGGUUUGAAUGCGUUUUUGUGACUUCAGGUUACGCAAGUGGUGUCAGAUGUGUUUUUACUCGUUAAAUCUGCACUAAAUUAGAGGUAAUUAUUCGUAUUCAUGUCAAUCCGGUUAUGUUUCUGACAUUACCCACCCACCUUCUUUUUUCAAUCGAAUCCUAGCUCCCAUGGAUUUUGCUAGCGUUUUUGUUUUAAUAUAAAUAAAAUACAAUCGAGAAAUCAAUACGCCGGAUUCAAGGAUAAAGGAAGAGCUCUCCGGUAUAUACGAUUUUCGAAUUUGAUCCACCAACCAACAGUAGCCUUCACAUGAGCCUAAAAUUGUUGAAAUCGAGGUAAUUUUUCGUUGUUUUGAAGCCGUCAUCACUUUAGCUCUGCCCAACGAAGGACGGAUUCGACAAUGGUAUACGAUUGAAAUUGCGAGUGUAAAAAUUUUUGAAAAAGGCUCCCCCGAGGAUAAACUCAAAGCACCACUCUACGAAAAAAAACACAUUUUGUUUCCUAUCAUUCAUCCGGUAAAGACGUUUGAGAAUUAUUGUACACCAGGUAAACCAGUUAUUAAUGCGGGAAAUUUCAAGACACUGUAAACAUUUGUUUUGUUUGCCAAAUACAGCGCAUUUUCGAAGUGUUGGUCCAUUACCGUGCUUUGCAAAAAAUUGCUGCUAAAUCCUUUCGAAUUCUUAUCGAAGCUUUCGGAGAACAUACUCUAUCGGUCGUGACUUGUGCAUGUUGGCAAAGUAUUUCGGUUCGAAGAUAAUAUCCAAACUCAAAAAAGGAGAAGUUAAACAUUAGUUACCGGUUCCAAUCGACUGCACGUUAGGGUAAAAAUGCAGAAGGUGGAAAUUGGAUUCCUUAUGAGCUAAAUGAUAGUUCAGUAGGAAAAGCGAAAACCAUGAGGAGAAUUUUGCAUUCUCGACUUGUAACAAAGAGUUUACUGGCCCGGAUUGUGAAGGGAGAUGUAAAACGGAUUUAUUUUGAGAAUCUCAAGAAUCCCGAUGGCCAACCUUCGUCAUCAACUGCAAAAGCUUAUAACUGCGGAAAGAAAACGAUGUUGUGCAUUUGGUGGGACUGUCGUGAACCAUCAGGAGAGAGAAAACUGCUUUUGGAGACACUCUUUCAAAUACACCUGUCCUUUCAUGAUGCUUACGGUGAUGAAAGGUGCACUCCAUUUUCCGUAAGUACAAAUCGCUUGCCAAAUCAAGAUUUUUUUUUUCGAAUUUUGACAUCAUCUGUGUCCGUAGGUUUUCGGAUCGUUUCUUCAUAGUAGUGUGGUUUCGUUAACUUCUGGUCGCGUACCUUUCGAACACGGCUUUUUGCGGUUUUCGUUUAGAGGCCUCAAACACGCGUUAGUGAUCGUUCUUGUUGAUCUGAGGGCUCUUCGCUUCCGAUCAAAAAUCAGAUCCUUAUUCUACUCGAACUAUUCUUUCGUCGCCAUUUUGCAACUGUGUAUUUGAUGAAAUCAACUUAAUUUUACCCAACGGAUAAAAAAAUAAAAAACAUCAGGUGUGUCCGGGUUUUAAACGCGGUGUUGCAUAUUUAGUUGUCAUUGAAUGUACUUUUAAUAUUAGACUAGCAGAAUAGAUUAGUUUUCGCAACAUUUUCGAUCUAGCGAUUGUAGACUUGCUGGUGCACUUUCUUGCGAACGUUCGUUAGAUUCAGUACAGGGUUUUUGGUACAAAUUUGUAAACUUUCUUUCAAUAUAUUUCCAACUGAAGACCAUUAUAGUUACGACUGCCGAGAAAUGUUUCCUAAGAUGUGCCUUCGUUAAUGGUUAAAACUCUUCAAUUGGUCGAAUUUGUGGAUAAUUUUGUGGGUUCGUGUCUUUUGGAAUGAAAGUAACUUUUUCGGUGGAAUUCUAUCGUUGAUUUAACAUAAUGGUAAGAUGCAGAAUCUACCCAAAAAAUAGUGGGAACAUUGUGACUUCGAAUCUUGAGUAGAACUCGUUUUUUAAACACGUUCAUUGAAGAAGCUGUAAUGAAAUUUUUCUACAGCUAAAAAUAGCUUGCCAGACUAUAGUAAAUUUUUCGUCUUGAAGCGAUGUCUCAAACUGUUUCAAUACUUAUCCUUCUGACGCCGUAUAAUAUUGUGGUCCUGGCAAGGAUUUUUAAGCGUAUUUCACGUAGGUUCACGAUUAUACAAUUCGGAUUCCCAGCACACAUCGCAUCGUACUACUUUUAAAUCUGUGCCUGGUCGAUGCUCCAUGUUUCGGACUGAAUUUUGGUUGCUUCUGCUUCUCAUAAGUUCGAAGAUUCAAACGUUCUUUUGCGCGAAGAACAUUUGAACAUUCGUCACAUCCCGUACUGAAACCUGCUUUUUCUACUCGAAUAUCUUUGGACCUUGUUUUGGGCCCGUUUGUGGUCUAUUCUCAAAGGUGUUACUUUCACCAAACUUCCACAAUUUAUGUUUUUUUAUUGAAAGUUCAAGCAUUUUGAAACAAGCUUAUGGAAACAAAUAAAUGGCUACACAAGUGGUGGAAGAAAAAUUGUGAACAACAGGAUGCAUUUUUAAGUUUUCAGAACACUUUCAGAGAUGAAACUGAAAUAACGAUUACAGAAGUUUUGUUUGGAUCGAUGUCAGAUAAUGACAGAUAAGACCGAUGGUUUGAAAUUCCUUAAAUUCUCCGCUUCAAAGGUCAUCGCUGAAAAUAGCACCCUUUUUAUUAACUUUCUGAGUUUGUUAUGUUGAGGCGAAGCUUAAAAAAGAGAUGCCAGUUCAUUCAGUUUAUUAUUCUGAAUAAAAUGAUGUUUUUCUCUCGAAGGUUUAUCUAGUGAUAGCGGAAAAAACUGCAUUUGCAUUUUCCAGCAAUGGCUGCUUUCCCAAAAUUGUAAGCUGGCAGAAGCACUACUCAGAUACCUUCUAGGAAGAAAUUUUUAAAAAGUGCCCACAUUUUAAAAUUUCAAUCGUAUUCAGUUAGUUCCAUGCUGUAUAGUCACAGAAUAUUUCGUGGUCUUAUAUAAUUUUACAGUUAACAUAUCUGUAAAGUUUUUUGUUUAGAAUCUUCAACAAAUGAGAUGACACAUUCGAUUAAGAUGGUAUCAGAAAUACUAACACACUGCUCAUAGAUGAAAUAAUAAAUUUGAGAUCAAAACAGAGGAGAGCCUCAGCUAAAAGGACUUCUCAUGAAAUAAGAUAAAGAAGAACGCAUCACUUAUUUGAAGUCAAUCGACAUGCAAAUUUAUUCAUGUAACGCUCUGGAGAAACGUAUUGAACUAAGACGUGACUUGCGAAAAUAACGUUUUUUUUCUAUAGUCGGAUUUCACGAUUUCUUUCACAUUAUUUCUACUUCUAGGUCAUAGUCGCUCAGUCAUUAGAUUGUUUUUUUUUCUUUACUUUCGCAAGCCUCGUCCUAGGUACAACAACCAGUCUAGUCAAAUUCAGCAUAGGGAAGAAAAGAAAACAGAAACAGUGAUAUUGUUUCCAAUAGUAAAUACAUAUAAUAAUAAAAGAUAAAUAUUAAUUUUAAGAACUUAGAAUAUUCAAUCAAACAAACUAGAACCAUUUUCCUACUGAUCAUUUUUGUUUUUGUUUAAACGAAAGAAUAUAUCGUGAAUCACUCUAGCUGUGAACAGAUCCCGUUUUUGUUUUCGGCAACCCAAUCGAGAUAAAAAUAAAAGUGAUCCACGGAAAGACGCACGACCGAAAAUGGAAGACUGCAUUUGAGGCAUUUCCUGUGUGUAGUAUGGUUAGAGUGCACCUUCCAUUUUUUUGCCAAAGAUGGCCGGAACGAGGUAUAAAAUAAAACAAAAUGGUAGUUAUUUAAAAUCGUCUAGUCCUUUCGGGAAAACGCUUGAAAACUUUGUAUGAAUGUAUCUAUUCAGUAAAGACCAAUCUAGAAAAAUACUACAGAUCGUAGCGUCAAAAAAAAAAACAAAAUGCUACGUCUUUUCCUAACAGUAAAAAAAAAGAAAAAAAAGGUUUCCUCCAGGUUGGAGGCCACAAGCUAACGUUUCAAUGCGAAUCAGAUUUAUAAACCUUCAAACACCUUUAAAGUAUUUAGGUUAAUUUCACACAAA
Molecule: messenger RNA, 13161 nt
Organism: Malaya genurostris
Lineage: Eukaryota; Metazoa; Arthropoda; Insecta; Diptera; Culicidae
Gene: l(3)80Fg
Product: dnaJ homolog subfamily C member 16
Exons: 6
Coding region: 208-2673 (821 amino acids)
Source: RefSeq, a predicted model, not a curated record